ACGGCCACCUCGUCCAGGCGGUCCACAAAGUGCGCGUGUCGACGGCAGGCUGCAGGACUCGCGCGGCAUCGAAGGCCCCUGACGGCCUGACCCUGAGUGCAGCCUCCAACUCGUCAUUGGCCAGAGAAGUGGAGCCGCCGGCUGGCCAGAGCGAGUAUUCGGCUCGCAUAGCCGCACACUGCCACGCCCCGUUCCAAGCUGAGCGCAUCCAAUACUGGCUAAGGUAUCUCAUAGCACAAGGUGAAGCUUUUCGUGGGCAUGACGAAUCCUCCACUUCCAUCAACAAGGGCAAUUUCAGAGAGUUAUUGGACUGGUAUAAGGACAAGAAAGAAGAUGUGAAGGAGGCAUUUGAUAAGGGGCCAGGAAACGCACAAAUGAUUUGUUUCGAUAUCCAGAAGGACCUUGCUACAGCCUGUGCAAUGGAGGUAACCAAAGUUAUUAAGAAUGACAUUGGAGAUAAGAAUUUCUCAAUACUUAUUGAUGAAGCUAGAGAUUGCUCAAUAAAGGAGCAAAUGGCGGUGAUUGUCAGAUUUCUAGAUGAUCAUGGAGUGCUUCAAGAGCGAUUCCUUGCAAUUAAGCACAUCACAGAUUGUACAUUUGCUGGAAUUAAAAAAGCUUUGGUUGAUGUGUUGGAAUAUCAUGGUUUGUCAACUUCUAGGCUACGUGGUCAGGGUUAUGAUGGUGCUUCCAAUAUGAGAGGGGAAUUCAACGGUUUGCAAAAACUGGUUAGAGAUGAAGCUCCGUAUGCAUUUUAUGUUCAUUGCUUUGCUCACCAGUUACAGUUGGUGGUUGUCAAUGUGGCUCAAUGUAGUCCUGCUAUUGCUGAUUUCUUCAACUAUAUUCCGUUGAUAGUUACUCAAGUGUGUUCAUCUUGCAAAAGGAAGGAUGCAUUACUUGCCAAACAUCAAGAUGAGUUGUUAGAUUUGAUGGAGAAUGGAAAGAUCACAGCCGGAACCGGGCUGCAUCAAGAAUCUAACAUAACAAGGCCAGGAGAUACUCGUUGGGGCUCACAUCUCAAAACUUUGCUUCGUAUAUUCACAAUGUGGAAUGCUGUGGUGGAGGUGCUAGGAAUUGUUGUGGUUGAUGCCCGAGAACACACAUGUCAAGGUGGAGCUAGAGGUUUGCUUAAAAACAUGGAAUGCUUUGAAUUUGUGUUCAUCAUGUUGUUCUUAAUAAACUUGUUGAGCAACACAAAUCAUCUAUCCCAAGCUUUGCAAAGAAAGAAUCAAAACAUUGUUGAAGCCAUGCGUUUGAUCUUGGAUGUGAAAGAAAGCUUGCAGAGCAAGAGGGACAAUGGGUGGGAGUCUUUAUUCUGCCAAGCCAAGAACUUUUGUGAAACACAUGGUAUUGAUGUGCCAAACAUGGAUGAUCUCGUUGGAGCUAUGGGUCAAUCUGUUCGCACUAAGAAUAAGGUGACUCGACUUCAUUAUUACAAGGUUAGCAUAUUCAAUGUUGCCAUUGAUGCAACUAUCACUGAGAUGAAUCACCGAAUCAAUGAAGUUUCCACCGAGUUAUUGGAUUGUAUGUCUUGUCUUAAUCCAGCAAACAACUUCUCAAAGUUUAACGUUGACGAACUUAUUCGGCUUGCUGAAAUUUAUGAUGAGGACUUCACAGAAGCUGAUCGGUUAAUGCUAGGAGUAGACCUCCCAAGAUUUCUUAUGAACAUUAGGAGAAGUGAGGAGUUUAAUGGAUGUCGGGAUGUGUCCACACUUGCUCGGUUGAUGGUUGAAACAAUGAAACACACAUCUUUCCAGUUGGUAUAUCGCCUCAUUGAGUUGACACUUAUUCUUCCUGUGGCCACUUCAUCCGUUGAGAGAAUAUUUUCAGCAAUGAAGAUAAUCAAGACAGAUUUGCGCAACAAACUAUCAGAUGAUUGUCUAAAUGAUUUGAUGGUGUGCUACUGCGAGAAAGAGAUAUUUAGAAGCAUUCCUGAUGACCAAAUCAUGAUACAAUUCCAGAAAAUGAGGGAUCGGAAAGGACAUUUGCCACAUGAGUUUCAUGUGAUUUCUUAGAGAUGGCUUGUAGGAGGUGCCUUACGCAUACAUUUCUAUAUUUUGGUGUGAAGGUGUUCUAUAACUACAGUACUAGUUAGUAAGAGCAACAUUUCAUUGUCCUUUUGUUGUUACUUCUCUUGUACUUUGAUACCUUGUGUAUGAAUUGUAUUAACAUUUCUAGUAUGGUUAAACAUGUUAUUACUAUUGCUCUUGAAAAUUUUCA
Messenger RNA from Triticum aestivum (bread wheat), 2217 nucleotides. Its product is annotated as zinc finger MYM-type protein 1. Lineage: Eukaryota; Viridiplantae; Streptophyta; Magnoliopsida; Poales; Poaceae. The record is from RefSeq and is a predicted model, not a curated record.